This is a messenger RNA of Drosophila elegans, 690 nucleotides long. It is a transcript of the gene Npc2d, whose product is annotated as NPC intracellular cholesterol transporter 2 homolog a. The transcript is spliced from 2 exons. Gene Ontology annotation, biological process: intracellular cholesterol transport. Gene Ontology annotation, molecular function: sterol binding. NCBI's taxonomy places the organism in Eukaryota, Metazoa, Arthropoda, Insecta, Diptera, Drosophilidae. The record is from RefSeq and is a predicted model, not a curated record. The coding region runs from base 11 to 529 and encodes 172 amino acids.
ACCGAGAAACAUGAAAGUCGUGUCGUUGAUUCUGAUCUCCCUGGGAUUACUGUCGCUGGUCGGGGCCCAGAAGAAGCAUCCGGCCACGGAAGUGAAGCGAUGCUCUGGAAGUAAACCCUUUCCGCUGGAGGUGCGAGUCCAUGGAUGCGUCACUCCGCCCUGCCAAAUCGUCAAGGGUUCUACCCAGGAUUUCGAGAUUGACUUUGUCGUGCGAAAGUACAUUACUAAACUGACGACCCUGGUGAAGGCCACCACCCUCGGGAUUAUCACAGUGCCAUAUGAACUGCCGGCGGAUGUGGCUGCCGUCUGUCCGAAUCUUCAGUACGGCGCCUAUUGUCCGCUCUAUGACACCGAGGAUGUCUCCUACCUGUUCAGCUUUCCCAUCGGGGAAUACCCCGAGAUCGGCGUGAAGAUCGAAAUCUAUCUGGUGGAUCAGGAUGGAGACACUGCCGUGUGCUUCGUGUGCGACAUCAAAGUGGUCAAGGGCAAUGGCGGCAAUUCGGUGUAUGAGCUGGACUAUCUCAACUAAUGUUGAAGGGAACUUCAUUUAUCAAUUGGCCUAAAUUACUGUGAUAUACCAAUCGGUUUUUUUUUGAAAAUACAUCGCUGGGCUCACCCCCAACGUCUCAUAAAUAUUUAAUAAAAUUUUAAAAGCUUUACCCCAACAUGUGAGGGUGGUUUUCCUAAAUA